Molecule: messenger RNA, 6817 nt
Organism: Trichoplusia ni (cabbage looper)
Lineage: Eukaryota; Metazoa; Arthropoda; Insecta; Lepidoptera; Noctuidae
Exons: 17
Coding region: 208-4833 (1541 amino acids)
Source: RefSeq, a predicted model, not a curated record
CACUCGCUCGCGUAGAUUACAAACCACGCCAGUGCGCGACACACCGCCGUCGAAGCAACACGCCGCGUGUUUGUGAACAAAACGCCGUAUUACAUGUGCGUACUACUACGUACGAUUAUUUACACACGUAUUUUCAUAGUGUCAAAAAAAUAAAUAAAUAAGAGUGUUGUGUGAUGAAUUUUUGUUUUUGUGUUAUGUGACGGAAUUAUGACAAGUGUGUUGAAGAAGUCAAAAGGAAGUAAAGGUAAAUCUGAAUCCAUGCAAGAAGACCUUCCUUCGAGAUGGGGGGUUGUCUCCCGGGAAAGUAAAUCGGAGGACGUCGCGAAACUGAUCAAAUGCAUCGACGACAAUAUUAUUGGAAAGGGGAACUCCUAUUGUGGACCCUUUGGCCGGAGGAAAGUUGUCUAUUGCGACUACAACGGGUCCGGGCGCGCUCUACAAUGCAUAGAAGAUUACGUGACGAGAGAUGUGUUGCCAACACACGCCACUAAAUGCACGGGUUUGUCCUACACAUCGGGGCAGAGCGAGAUAUACAGGACGGAAUCCAUGACUAUAAUCAGAAGUUUGGUGGGAGCUUGUCCUGAAGAUGUCGCUGUGGUGGGAGCCACCCUGGUGCGGUUCCUGCGGGCGCUGCGACCUGAGGGAGUGGUUCUGUUCGUGUCCUCACGGGAGACCGAGCGCCAGAUCGCACCCUGGAGGGAGUAUGGAGCUGAGGUCAUCAAAAUCUCGGAAACAAAAGAAGGUUACAUAGACUUGAACAAUUUGGAACAGAGAUUGCAGCAAAACGCAAAUACGGGGAAGAGGUUGAUUGGCUUCUUCCCGGCGGCUUCGAAACUGACUGGGGUGUUAGCUGAUGAUGUGGCCACCACCUUACUUCUCCACCAAUACGGAGCUUGGUCCUUCUGGGACUAUACACUUGUGGCACCAUCUUCUGCUGUGGAUAUGAACCCGACUUUUCCUGGAGUAAAAGAGGAGAUGGUCAAAAAGGACGCCCUGUUCUUCAAUUGUGAGAAGUUUGUGGGUGGGGUCCAGGGACCCAGCGUCGUGAUCGUGAAGAAAGAGGUGUUCCAAAAUACUCCCAUAUAUUCUGAUGAUGUUGAGGUUUUGAGCGAGAGGAUUGAAGAAUUAAAGUCCACGGAGGCGGUAAGAGCUGCUCUGGUGAUGCAGCUGAGAGAUGCCGUCGGCCUUCAGAAUAUUGUAGAAAGACAGGAAAAUAUUAGCAAACAAGUCUUGUCCCACAUCAAGAAUAUCCCGGAACUGAUUCUCCUGGGGAAUGUGUCCCCUGCUGUCAGAAGAUUGCCUAUCUUCUCCAUCAUGGUGAAGCAUCCGCGAGGAACCUUCCUCCACCACAACUUCGUCUGCGCAGUGCUUAAUGAUGUCUUCGGGAUCCAAGCCAGAGGAGGGUUGACAAGCAACCUGAACUACGGAUCUGAUGUCCUGGGGAUCGACAGUCAGCUGCUAAAAGAGUACGAGAAACUAUUGGAUGUUGAAGCCCAAAAAGAAAUCGCUCGUGUACGGAAGUUGAGUGAUGUGAAGGCGCCAGAAGUUCCCAUCCACAAUGAACACCUAAGACCUGGGUUCUGCAGAGUUUCGUUACCUUUCUUCAUGUCGGAUACAGAGCUGGCAUUUGUUCUCGAAGCCCUGAAGAUGGUUGCUACUGAAGGCUGGAAGAUUUUACCACAAUACGUAGUGAACCCUGAGACCGGGCAGUGGAGACAUCACACCUGCUCAGUGCUACGAGACAGAAAGUCUUUACAUUCAGUCAAAUUCAACGAUGGGAAGAUGACCUCUCAUGAAAGGAGAGUCUCCGGUCCAGGUAUAUUUCCUCAAACGUACACCGAGACUCUUCAAACGGCUAGGAAUCUAUUCAGUAGAGCUCGUAAACUGGCCAUGAAGUGCUCGACAGCUGAACCAGAAGUCACUUUCAACCCACGCAUAGACUACCUCAGAUGGUUUAUGCUUCCCAAAGAGGCUCACGAUCUUCUUCUGGGUAGAUCGGCAAACGUGAAACAUAUUGUGCCAUUUGACCCCUCAGGCUACACAGGAGCAAGAAAGAGCCUUAACAUUUCUAGGUCUUCCAUUACUUCAUCGCCUAUUUUGGGAUCAUCACCGAGGCAUUUCAGUCUAUCAGCUAUAGACGACUGCCAUUUAUUCAGACUGAAACAGAAACAAAAGUUUUACUCUAGGGAGUCUAGUCUUCGCGAAACUCACAAAGAAGAAACUGAGACUCCCCUCCCAGUGCACUUCGCGGUCGGAGAAUCAGUCUCACCACUGCGAUUGAUACCACAAAACAAACAGCCUUUGCUGGUCAGAUCAAGGUGCUACAGCCUGGGCUCUGACAGUCCCCCUGCAGCUCUUAGCGCACAAACAAAACUGAACCUAGGAUUAAAAGAAACCAGUCCAAACAACAUCAUAGAGAAAUCAAACUUUUGCAAUUGUGGAAGUCAGACAGACUUGCAGUCGUUAGACGACCCGAUGAUCUCACCCGGAAAGGCAUUCCCCUACAGCACACAGAGCAGUACUUCGAUAUCUGACUGUAGUCAAGUGGGACGCAUAUCUCCUACUACUUCUCUUAAUUCUCAAACAUCAGAAGACAUACAAGCUUAUGUAAAAGAAAUGACAAGGGAAAUAGCUACAGAAAUAAAGUCUGAGAUCCGUGAAGUCAUAUCUAAGGUGGAUGAUAUUCUUGAGAAUUCUGACUCGCUCGAGCAGUCAAAUCUUAGCAUGAACUCAAUUUCUAGUCAGAGCGAGAAGAAUUCAGUGUCGGUGAUAGAUGUAGCCGAGUAUCUCAUGGGUAUGUCCAGAGAGAUGGCUUCUGAAGUUAAACAUGAGAUUCGCGAGAUGGUCAAUCAGGUCGAUGAGAUGAUUUCACCAGAUUACAAUGGAUCCUGCUCGAGAAAGAGCUCUCCGCCACAAACUGGAAGACAGCGGAUUGGUUCGGGUCCCGAGUUAGGUCUGGAUCUCAAGAAGUCGACUUCGUGUUUGCGGAAGUGUCCUACUAGUCCGGUUCUACCGCAGUAUGAUGAAGAUGACCGUUACUGUAAGCGAUCUCCCACGACAAACUCUCCUAAGUCAUCUCAAUGCACACCUUCGCAUGAGGCGUCAGGACCAAACAGUAUCUCAUUCAAUUCAAGUGAGACAUCAACACCAGAUACCAUAAUCCAGGUAGUCACGACUCAAAACUCACCGAUCCUACCCAAAUCGUUAAGUUCAAACAAAUUGUCGGAUGAUGAAGCAAGUUGUACCGACGCUGCGUGCAGACACUGUUGUAUCAAGAAAAACUGGUGCCAAAACCCUUCAGUGAGUUCGCAGGACAGCGGCAUCAACAUGACAUUCACUGAAACGGACUCAUUUUUAGACUUCGACACGCUAAACAAAUGCAGAAAAGGACAAGGACGUCUGCGGAUAUGCCAGAAGCACGAGAAGAGUGAAGUGCCAGACAUCAUCGAGGGGGUGCCAGUGUGCUCCGGAGACUAUGACCGCCAGAACAAGAGAUACGAUGCCACAGACCCUGGCAGGGUAAUCUUCGCGGAGGAGCCUGAAGGACAAAAUAGGGCCAUAUCGACAGUGGCUGACUCAAAGCGUAGUAGUCGUUCCUCGAACGCGUCAUCAAGCUGUUCUGAUCGAAGCUCUCGGUCCAGCGGCUAUGGCACUGACCAGAGGACUCACGAUGACCGCUAUUACGAUAGGAGUGAAUCAGAGUGCCGCACAUUCAAGCCUCAGUGGGAGGAAGAACAUGAAGAGCGUGAAGACAGCAGCGCGUGCAGCGACGCCAGCCUCACUGACCUCACGCUGGACGACGACAGCAACUGGCACUGCCCGCCCAGGGCCGUGUGGAAACCUACUGUCGAGGCAAUCCACGAGUACAAUAUGAUCCGGCCCGGCGACAAGGUCCUUGUUUGCCUGUCAGGCGGCAGCAGCUCCAUCGCGUUGCUGCACACCAUGCACCAGUACCAGCUCUACUGCAGGGCUAAAGGCAUCCACUUCAGUAUCGGCGCCCUGUUCGUCCACGAAGCAAAUUCUCAAGUGGAUCCUCUCCAUCUGAUGGCCUACUGCAGAACUCUCGGCGUCAAGUUUAUAUAUGAAGACAAAUUUGAAGAGGAAGAACCAGAAAGCACUCACAACACUUGCACAAGUCCCUGGAGCCUGGCAGCAGAAGCUACUCGCUGGUCGUGCCGUAGCACCCGCAAGCGCGCCAUCACUGCAGCUGUAGCACACGGCUACGGCGUAGCGGCGCUGGCCCAGCACCUGGACCGCGCAGCUACGGCCUUCUUAGCCGCCGCGCUACAUACUGGCACCUUGAGGACUUUGAGACCACAUUACACGCUGCGCGACCACGACAUCCGUAUAAUCCGGCCGUUCAUCUACGUGCGCUCGCGCGCUCUCGCGGCGUUCGCGUGCGCGCGCCGCCUGCCCGACUUCCGCAGCGAUGACGUCACGCACGAACACUCGCCGCCCAAUAGCCCCACGCACAGUGACGAAAGCAUUGACAACAACAAAACCAUGGUACUUGAACGCCUAGCAGCUGAACCCUGCAGCUCAUUGGCAAAAGAGCCUUCUGCCUCCAAAGACCCCCGGCCGGUUGAGGCCAGCCUGGCAGAGUCCCUGGCAGAGCCGCUGGCAAGUGCCAGUGACCUACUGGCGUGCCAGGAGCGACGCUACCCGUACCUCUUCACCAGUCUUAAGAGUGCGUUACGUCCACUUUUUAAUGGCAGAGAUCUGAACAAGGACCAGAAAGAGCAGCGACACAGGAAGAAGUCAGUCAUACAGAUGCGUAACGGAGCGCCCGUGUAUGACUCCGAUGAUGACAGCGAGGAGGAGCUGAUGCCAUAGGUGAUGACCUGCCGCGGCUGCCUGCCACCAGCCUGUCAGAUGCUGUAGACAGAGACAGGCAAAACUGGGUUUCCAUUAAACUUGGUGAAUAACUUCAGAGAGAAAAUGGAAAAAGUACAUCUUAAAAAGGAACAGCUCGCAAUGCAUCCAGCAUUGAUGUUAUUACAGAUAGAAUAAGCACUUUCAAGUGUUAUUUUGUAUGGCAAAAAUCUCAAAUUUCAGGAUCGUUUCAUAUCGUUUUGGGAGCUAUAAGCAUCAAUAUACUAUUAAUCAAUACCAAAACUUCAUGAAACGAUUCUUUCUUGUGUGAGCAGCCGUAGGCAGUCUUUCUAACUUGAUAACUUAGGUCACACUAAGUGGCUUGCCAUAGGUGGGGCAGUGGCCAAAGGUCAGGCCAACCGCCAAACACGAUGUGUUCUAGGUGUGAUAUAUAUGCCAACCACCAAAGGUGGAUGUUUGCAUGUUGUAAUGUUUCGGCAGUUUUUGAUGGCCACCACAUAUCAAAAUAAUAUCAUUGCAGCACCUACAUUUCUCCGAGCGUUACUGACGUUUGCGAUAAGUCAAAGAAACGACAGUUUUCGAAAACGAGUGUCAUUCCUGUACCAAUCGCUUUCUAUUCUAAUGCGCGAGGUUUUUGUUUGUGGAAGUGAAACAGCGCUCUACACGGUUUAUAUCGGCGUCUCUCUUUUUGAACUGCAAUAAUAUUAUUUUAGGUAGGUAGGCUUUGGUAGUGUGUUUGUGGUAGAUGUUGGCUUGUGAUUACUCAGUGAUCGUUUUACUUGUGAUCCGUGUAAGUUAUUUGGCGGUGGAUUUUUUUGGCUCCAUUUGCGAAAGUGCAGUAUGUUGUAAUACAAUUUAUUUUUUGUGAUUCGUGACUGUUUCUAAUCUGAUUUAUAAAUGAUGUCCAUUAACUGUCAACAAUUAAUCAAUUAUAAUACAUCAAAUAAUGUAUACCGGAUUAACAAAUGUUCAAGAUUUGUCAAUUGUAGUGAAAGUAUAAAUUUGUUCAUUGAGUUACUUUAAGUGAAUUAACUAUAUUAUUUUCGUAUGAUUGUCAGUUUAGAGCCAUUAAAACGCCGCCGUAUUUAAUGUUCUAGUUUGUAAGAUAAGCGAGUGUGAACUUUGAUUUGACGUUUGAUUCAGGGUUGCCAUGUUAAUAAUAUUUUGUUACUAAUCAAGAUGGUACGAUUUUUUUAUUUUUAAAGUAUAACUGUGGAAUUGAAAACAAAGUGCAUUUGUUACAGUCUGUUAUUAUAAUGUUAAGAAAUAUAUUUUUCAAUGUUGUUGUAUGAAUUGUAUGGAGAUAAAAUAUUGUACGAGUUGUAUUUAUUCAGUCGGUUGAAGUUUAAGAAAUAUAUCCAAGCGUUUAUUAUAUACUGAUUUUAUUUUAGGUACGUAUUGUGUACGAAAUGAGGUACCUAAAACUAUUUUGUGGAUGUAACGAUAUAAUAAUAGAUAUAAAAGAUUUAAUUAUACAAGUUUACAAAGUAGCCAGUAUCAAAGCUGUUAUUUGUACAAACUUUGUAGUUAUAGUGUAUUACGCUUUUUAUAAAGAUAUUAAUUUGCAGUGUUGCCAGCUACAUGGCCACCUUCAUUUUUGUACAACGAGUGAAUGUUUAUUUAGGGCCAUCAAUGAUUCCCGUGUAUAAUACCUCCCUUUUGGCUUCGUAGUCGGGUAAAUCGGAAUACGCUGAUGUGCGACUGAUUGUGAAUGUCAACUCAUUUUUCUAUUAUUUUUUUGUCAUUAAGUUUUUCUUUUGAUCAUUUUUUUGCAUUGUUAAGCAUCUACUUAUUAUCUAGUUAUUUUAUAUUGCUCUUGUAUGCAACUGUAGAGUUAAGAGAGAUUCCUAAAUGUUUAGGAUUGUAGCAGUAAGUGUGAACUAUAAUAAUCUUAAAACAAGUCCCAUUAAUUGCUUCCAUGAUAUAAUUAUUGUAUUCAUAUACAUAUUGUCUUAUGGAAUAAAAAUAUGUUUUAAUGAAAUAA